CUCCCAACCUCGACAACCACCUCACCGGCCGCCUGCAUCAAAUUUCUCCGCCCUCGUCCCCCUCCGGCGACCCAAACUACGCUCUCGCCCUCUUUAACACCCUCCCGAACCCGGACCCUUUCAUCUUUAACACCCUCAUUCAAUCUCUCUCCACCCGAUUCUACCCUCUCAUGCUCUCCCAACCUCUCCAGCCCAACGGCUUCACUUUCCCUUGCUUGCUCAAUAGGAUCACGAACAGCGGGGAUGCCGAGUUUGGGCAAAUGGUGCAUGCCCAUGUGGUGAAGUUUGGGUUUUGGGGAGAUGGGUAUGUGAUGAAUGGUUUGGUUCAUAUGUAUUUGAGUUUUGGGGAGGUGGGUGAUGCGUUGAGGGUGUUUGAUGGAAUGGGGGAGAGGAGUGUGGUGAGUUGGACGACGGUGAUUAGCGGGCUUGCGAGGUUGGGGUUGGUUGGGGAGGCGAGGCAGGUGUUUGAUCGAAUGGGUGACAGGUGUUCUGUCUCUUGGAAUGCCAUGAUUGCCGCUUAUGUGAAGGCCGAGAGAUACAAGGAUGCAUUCGACCUAUUUGACCAAAUGAGGGAGGAGGGCAUCAAGAUUGACAAGUUUGUUGCUGCUAGUAUGCUCUCAGCCUGCACAGGUUUAGGUGCUCAUGAUCAAGGACAAUGGAUACACAAACACAUUGAAAAGUACAGGAUCGAAGUAGAUCCUAAACUUGCAACCACAAUAAUCGAUAUGUACUGCAAAUGUGGUUGCCUAGAAAAGGCUCAAAAUGUCUUUAAAAGCUUACAAAACAAAGGCCUAUCAUCAUGGAACUGCAUGAUCGGAGGUCUAGCAAUCCACGGUCGAGGAGAGGAAGCAAUUGAACUUUUUAAAGAGAUGGAGAGAUCAAUGGUGCCUCCAGACGAUAUCACUCUUCUCAAUGUUCUCACUGCUUGUGCACAUUCUGGCCUUGUUGAUGAGGGUCAAUACUAUUUUGAUUAUAUAGUUCGCACUUAUAACAUUGCGCCCAAAAUGGAGCAUUUUGGAUGCUUAGUUGAUAUUCUUGGAAGAGCUGGGCUCUUUGAAGAAGCUAAAAAAGUUUUGAAUAAGAUGCCAAUGGAUCCGGAUGCUAGGGUUUUGGGUGCACUUUUUGGUGCAUGCAAGAUACAUGGGAUUAUUGACUUGGGCGAACAAAUUGGUAACAGGGUUAUUGAAUUAGAUUCAACAAACAGCGGGAGGUACAUUUUGUUGGCUAACCUCUACGCGUCUGUUGGUAGAUGGGAUGAUGUGGCAAAAAUUAGGGUUCUGAUGAAUGAGCUAGGGGUGAAGAAGGAGCCAGGCUGGUCCGUGAUUGAAUUUGAUGGUGCAAUUAAUGAGUUCAUUGCUGGUGGAAUGUCGCAUCCUGAGGCUAAAGAAAUUUAUGCUAAGGUUGAUGAAAUGCUGGAUGCUAUUAGACUAGAAGGUUAUGUGCCGGAUAUUGGCGGAGUUUUACAUGAUAUUAAAGAGGAGGAGAAGGAGAAUCCUCUGCAUUACCAUAGUGAGAAGCUAGCGAUUGGAUUUGGGCUAUUAAAAACUAAGCCAGGUGAGACAAUUCGGAUCUCAAAGAAUUUGAGGGUUUGUAAAGAUUGUCAUUACGCGAGUAAGAUUAUAUCGAGGGCUUAUGAUCGUGAGAUUGUGGUUAGGGAUCGCAAUAGGUUUCACCAUUUUAGGGGAGGGGUGUGUUCUUGUAAGGAUUACUGGUGAAGUGCAGUUUCACCAUCUUAGAUAUCUUUUAAAGCUUAUGGGUGAGUUGUGACUAAACCUUACUAAAUUGGCGAAUUAUUCUGUACGUACUGAUCAUGGACCCCCAACAAAUGUUGGGGUUUCAAGCAGAUAACCACGUAAAAUAUGCUGACAGUUAUGAAUGUGGCAGCAUUCGGAUAACCGGAGGCAAGUUUGUUCACAGUUUACCAAUGUUGCACAGGAAAUAGUUUGUUUUGGAGAGAGCAGAAUUGCAGGCUGUUGUGGUCACAAAAGCACACAUUUUGAUGUGGGCAUUUUGCAUUCGGGUAUUCCUAGUGAUCGUUUCAUGCUUUUAGAUUGAAAAUUGUUGUACCGAUUAGUGGAUCCUGGGGUAUGCCUGAGAUUUGGAUGUACUUUUCAAGCCAUGGUAAUGAACUUUUUUCACUUACCAAAACAAAGUAUAAUUCUUGUUUCUUCUUC
This is a messenger RNA of Asparagus officinalis (garden asparagus), 2174 nucleotides long. Its product is annotated as pentatricopeptide repeat-containing protein At5g06540-like. The record is from RefSeq and is a predicted model, not a curated record. The transcript has 2 exons. Lineage: Eukaryota; Viridiplantae; Streptophyta; Magnoliopsida; Asparagales; Asparagaceae. Gene Ontology annotation, biological process: RNA modification. The coding region runs from base 171 to 1715 and encodes 514 amino acids. Gene Ontology annotation, molecular function: protein binding; RNA binding; zinc ion binding.